Molecule: messenger RNA, 2978 nt
Organism: Mobula hypostoma (lesser devil ray)
Lineage: Eukaryota; Metazoa; Chordata; Chondrichthyes; Myliobatiformes; Myliobatidae
Gene: capza1b
Product: capping actin protein of muscle Z-line subunit alpha 1b
Exons: 10
Coding region: 89-949 (286 amino acids)
Biological process (GO): actin cytoskeleton organization; barbed-end actin filament capping
Cellular component (GO): F-actin capping protein complex; actin cortical patch
Molecular function (GO): actin filament binding
Source: RefSeq, a predicted model, not a curated record
CGCCGAAGAGCGCAGGUAUGAGCGAGAGCUGCAGUAGCGCGCUGCUCCCGGCAUGCUGCGCGCUCGGUGGUGAAGGGCUGGAUUGAAGAUGGGCGAUUAUGAAGAGCAGGUGUCCGACAGGGAGAAGGUGCAAAUUGCCACCAAUUUCAUCACUCAUGCACCACCAGGAGAGUUCAAUGAAGUAUUUAAUGAUGUACGUGUGCUAAUGAAUAAUGACAGCCUUCUCAAGGAAGCAACUGCAAAUGCCUUUGCCCAGUAUAACAUGGACCAGUUCACUCCUCUGAAACUGGAAGGCUAUGAGGAGCAGGUCCUGAUUACAGAGCAUGGCGAUCUGGGUAAUGGAAGAUUUGCAGACCCAAAGAAUCAAAUCUCCUUCAAAUAUGAUCACAUGAGGAAAGAAAGCAGUGAUAUCCAGCCCAUGGCAGGCGAGGCUGCAAUGGAAUCAUGGCGGAGUGCCUGUGACACCGCUGUGCGCGCAUACAUGAAAAACCACUAUCCCUGCGGCAUCUGCACUAUAUAUGGUAAGACGCUUAAUGGCCAGCAGACUAUUAUAGCUUGCAUUGAAAACCAUCAGUUUCAGCCAAAUAAUUUUUGGAAUGGACGUUGGCGAUCAGAGUGGAAGUUCACAAUUACUCCUCCAUCAGCUCAGCUUACUGGAGUUCUGAAGAUUCAGGUUCAUUAUUAUGAAGAUGGUAAUGUUCAACUGAUGAGUCAUAAAGACAUCCAGGAAUCCUUGCCAAUCACAAAUGAGUCCCAAACUGCAAAGGAGCUUGUGAAACUGAUCGAAGUGGCUGAGAGUGGUUACCAGACUGCCAUCUGUGAGAAUUACAAUACCAUGUCUGAUACCACCUUCAAAGCCUUACGCAGGAGCUUGCCAGUAACCCGCACAAAAGUCGAUUGGAACAAGAUCAUGAGCUACAGGAUUGGUCAAGAAAUGCAAAGUGCUUAAAGCAACAUAAAAGAGGCUUAAUGUCAAUGUGCAGGAUAUAAAAAGUGCAAGGUGUGGUCUCACGAAAUUUGAGGACUGACUCUCCGGUUAACUUCUUUCUGCUCUGCCUUCUCCCACUUUUUCCUAAGCUCUCAGAAACUUUGACCAACCAUGUUGUGCAAUGGAACUAGAAUGUUACAAAUUACAGUGCAAUUGCCAUUUUAUAAGAUGUCAUUCAGUUAAUGUGUGUGUCUUUAGAAAAGGAAUUGGUCACUUGGCUGAAUGAACAGCCCAUGUGGUGAUCAUUUAUGAAGUGUAAGGAUAUUUUGAUGUAUUGGGUCAAAUUCUAAUUGUUCUUUUUUUUUGUCUCCCUUUGGGUUUGUAGUAACUCUUACGUUUAAAAUAUGGUUGCUUUCUGGAAGUGUAGCCAGCAGAACAGGUAAUAGCUUGAAAACAUGUAGUUGUCCUUAGCAGCUGAGUAAGAGAAUUUGAAGUCAUCAAGCUUUUUGAAAGGGUAGCUGGUGAUUCUCGGAGCUUUGCAGCUUUAGAAUUUCAAAUCAGGGUUCCUCCUGACUCUUGUAUUUUUUAUUGUUCUCCUUUUUUCCCCUUUUGUGAGGCCACACCUCAUGCCAUCACCAACCAGGCAGAAUGGUGCAGUGUUCAAGCACCUUUCUUUAAAAACUAAAUCCAGAAAUCAGCCGAGGUAACUCUGCUUAAAGGUACUGCUUGUCUGAAGAAAGCUUGAAGCAACAGCAUUCGGUGUUCUCUCUUCUGCUCCACUUCCUCACCUAAUCGCUUCAAAAUGUCUAUCAUGUGUCUUUAAUCAUUAUAUUGUGCAUUCAGGGGGUUCCAUUAUGUAAACCAGGUUGAUUAAUGCCUUCGAGGUCAAGCCUAUGCUUUUUCAGUAUAUUGGCUGACUUAGGUUGCAAACAGCAAGAAACUGGAAAAUUAGACUGGAAAGUUGCUCUGUUGAAGGGAGAUUAGAGAGGCAGAGGAGUGGAAACAUGGACAAUUCAAUAUACUGAUCUUCCUCUCACACUUGUUUUACCUCAUUUUUUUGAUAUACAAGUACUUAAACCAAUGCUGUAAAAGCACCAGCAGAGAGGGAUAGUAACUUGCUCUUUUAGGCAGAAAUGUUUCAAAAUGAUAACUGAAGGACCCAAAUACUGUUGAUCAGUUGAAGGAAGAAACAAUGGGAUGAUAAUUUUGAGGCAGCCAACAUCUGGAUCAGCCAUUCUGACCACCUGCCUUAGUCCAUUGUAACCUUCCACGUCUCAGUUAUAAGCUGCAACUAGUGAAAUACAACAUGCAAUGAAGCAAGUUCUGCUGCAUUCCUGAAAAGCUACUGUCAAAAGAAAGAGAGGCACGCCAGUACAGUUAUGACUGGUGAAGGAAGUGGAGAGUUUGAGAGCUUAUCCUCUGUUUGGACUGGCUGGUGCAAAGUUAAGUUCUUAAGAUCUUCCAUCCGUUGACCGCUUGCUGUUACCUUUUAUCAGUAAAUGGAUACCUGGAUGGAAAGGAUAGGUAAUGCGUAAAGAGGACGUGAGGAAGGUCACUGCAAAUUAAAUUGCGGUUAUUAGGUGUUCAUUUUUUUUACUGUAUUAACUUGCACAGAAACAAAUAUAAAGCAAAGUCAAUGGGACAUUUGGCAGUCUAGUAUUAUCCACACCAAUAUUUUUACAGAAUUCUAUGCUGUUAAGAUUUUUUUUAGAAAAAAGAAAAAAAUUACAUAACUCCCUUUCUCUUAAUCUCCAAAAAGGCUUUGCUUUUUAUCUUAAAAUAGAUUUUUUUGUACUGUAUUUUGCUUUUAUUAAAUCUACAAUGCAAAUUUUUUUAGUCGUACACUGCCAGUGGAAUUUCAAAAUUGAGGGAGGCAAGUGGUGUAUCACGUGUCAGAUGAAACAAUGGUGGUGAGCUUAAAGAUUAAUGGAUUUCCAGAAUGAAAUUGUAAUCAGCAAGAUUCUCUGCUUGACGGGUAACUGUGCAGUUGCAAAAAAAGUGGAGCAAUUUUUUAAUUGAUUUUGAAUCUAGUAAAAUUACUUACAUUUGU